UAGGACAAAAACAAAAAACAAAAUAAACAAAGCGAGGCAAAGAAAGAUCAAAGAAGCAAGGAACCCCGUCGGCAUCAUCCCAUCCCGUAACAGAGAGAGCCGGUCGAUAGUAUUGUCUGCUCUCCUUCCUUUACAAACCAAAUCUUAUUUAUAUUCAUCCAUUUGUUUAAUUUCUUAAAUUAUAUCUCCUUCCCUCCUCCUCCUCCUCCUCCUCCUGGCCGGGCCGAGUUGUUCCGUUUUGCUUGUCGGUUACCACGAGCGAAAUAGACAUACCUACAUACAUACACUAACUACACGAAUACGUAUAUACUCGCCCCUGUCCUUCAUUUAACCUAACUGACAUUCAUUUCAAACUGAUCCUUCCUUCUUCUCCUAAUUUUCCUCCUAAUUUUUUAGUUUUGGGAACAGUAGAUCUGAUCUGCUGUUUGGCAAUUCUAUUCAUCUUGCGCUGCAUGUGUUUGAAUCUUUGUUGUGCUCUAGUGUCUCAAUAACGAAUCUGGAUCUUGUCCUUUUCACUCUGCAAUUCCGGUUAUAGAGAGGCAUAAUAUCGACGGAGAGUACUAAAUGGAAGACGAGAAGAAAAAGACGGUGGUCUCGGAUGUAGGUGCAUGGGCCAUGAAUGUCGUGAGCUCCGUCGGAAUCAUUAUGGCCAAUAAGCAGCUCAUGUCGGCGAAUGGUUAUGCGUUUACUUUCGCCACGACAUUGACGGGGUUCCACUUUGCCGUAACUGCCCUAGUUGGUCUGGUCUCAAACGCGACUGGGUUGUCGGCAUCAAAGCAUGUGCCAAUGUGGGAGCUUCUCUGGUUCUCCAUUGUUGCUAAUAUGUCUAUCACUGGGAUGAACUUGAGCCUGAUGCUAAAUUCUGUUGGAUUCUAUCAGAUUUCAAAACUCAGCAUGAUUCCCGUGGUUUGUGUGAUGGAAUGGAUUCUCCACAACAAACACUACUCGAGAGAAGUGAAAAUGGCAGUUAUUGUUGUUGUUAUUGGUGUUGGAGUGUGCACUGUGACCGACGUCAAAGUUAAUGCCAAAGGUUUCAUAUGUGCUUGUGUAGCAGUUCUUUCGACUUCAUUGCAACAAAUUUCUAUAGGUUCCUUACAGAAGAAAUACUCAAUUGGAUCUUUUGAAUUGCUGAGCAAGACCGCUCCAAUUCAAGCACUCUCUCUACUCGUUCUUGGUCCUUUUGUUGACUACUACCUUAGUGGCAAAUUUAUAACAACUUAUAAGAUGUCUUCUGGCGCAAUUUUGUUUAUACUUCUUUCAUGUUGCCUGGCUGUUUUCUGCAAUAUGAGCCAAUAUCUCUGCAUUGGACGAUUCUCAGCAGUAUCCUUCCAGGUUUUAGGUCACAUGAAAACUGUGUGUGUUCUCACGUUGGGGUGGCUGCUGUUUGAUUCUGAGCUGACGUUCAAGAACAUAAUGGGAAUGACUAUUGCUGUUGUCGGCAUGGUAAUUUACAGUUGGGCUGUGGAGGUUGGAAAGAACUCGAGCACCAAGAACUUACCUCCCAUGAAGCAUAGUUUGACUGAAGAGGAAAUUAAACUUCUGAAAGCAGGAGUAGAAGACAUUUCUGUGAAGGACGUCGAGCUUGGUCAGUCCAAAGGAUAGAUAUACGUAUUUUUGGCAGUAAAACAGGUAUUUUCAAUUGUUUCCUUUCCUCCUCAUCUUAGCUGCUGUAUCUUUUAUCUAUUUAUGUGGAUGCAUGUUGCUCAUUAUCUGCUGGCCUCCUCACGUAUUUAUUUUAGAAAUUAUGUUCUAUGUUAUCAGAAUUUUUUCUGUUGUGUAUCUGGAAGAGUUUGUAAUGAAAUUGUGAUGGGAAAUGAUAUAGUAACAUUCAUAUUUUAGUUGGAAGAUCUUAACACGCAUUAUUGGAUCUGUCACCA
Tripterygium wilfordii is the source of this 1877-nucleotide messenger RNA. Its product is annotated as UDP-rhamnose/UDP-galactose transporter 2. The transcript has 5 exons. Gene Ontology annotation, molecular function: UDP-galactose transmembrane transporter activity; antiporter activity. Gene Ontology annotation, cellular component: Golgi apparatus. Bases 565 to 1602 code for a protein of 345 amino acids. The record is from RefSeq and is a predicted model, not a curated record. NCBI's taxonomy places the organism in Eukaryota, Viridiplantae, Streptophyta, Magnoliopsida, Celastrales, Celastraceae.